Messenger RNA from Mobula hypostoma (lesser devil ray), 5850 nucleotides. It is a transcript of the gene iqch, whose product is annotated as IQ motif containing H. NCBI's taxonomy places the organism in Eukaryota, Metazoa, Chordata, Chondrichthyes, Myliobatiformes, Myliobatidae. Gene Ontology annotation, molecular function: protein binding. The coding region runs from base 52 to 3366 and encodes 1104 amino acids. The transcript is spliced from 21 exons. The record is from RefSeq and is a predicted model, not a curated record.
GCAGCGGGCCGGCGGGGAUGGAGAGUCGGUGAAGGCAGUUGUCCCCCGAUAAUGGCGAAACACGCCACCAAAGCCCACACUGACGUGGGGCACAUCCUGGUCCAGGUUCAAGAAGAUCUUAAAGAGCUGAAGGAGAAAAUCUCGCAUAUAACAAUUCAAAAUGAAGGAGAGGCAGUGGACAUUCAGUCACUUGAAACAGCCAUACACAGGACUGAAAUUGGGCUAAAGAGACAUGCGGCAGAGUACUUGAAUUCAAUCAAUAGACAAGUGUUGACCCUUCCUGCAGUAGAAUACAGAGACUUGCCAGCUGGUUGCAGUUUAGCAGAUGCAAUUCAAUCGGCCAAUAGCAAAAUAGUAAAGAAACAUGACGUAUACCCAUCUUUGUGCCAAAAGCAUCAAGGUCCUCAGUUGGGAAAUGCACCUCGACAUAUCUCACCAGGAAUUCAGCACAAAUUAGCCAUGGACAUGAAGAUUUUGCGUGAUCCAACUCACCCAAAGAACAGGAGCGUUCUCAAUGAGAACUAUGGGCUUCAGCUUCCUGUCAUUAGGAGCAUAGUGCCUGAGGCACCUUUACAAAAGCUUGCUAAAGGUACGACAGUUGCUCCACUCACAGUUUUGCCAUCUUCUCACCGUGAGGACCCAUCUCUCCUUCCUCCAUUUGUAUCUGAAAAAGAUGCAAAGAAAGGUAUUUUGAGUUUGACUGAACGUGGCCUAAUUCCUCCGGCAGCCGGGUUAAGUCUUGACCCUCCUCCUAUCCAACACAAAGUGGCAAUUAUGCAUGAUAACCGAGAGAAAUACAGAAAGCCACCCCCAGAAAUAUAUGGUUCUUACCCCCAAAAAUCAUACUACAUAGUGAUUAGUGAGACCAGUACUGAUGAACCAGACCAUCGAGGCAUGCUGAAUUCCAGAGCACUGCUAAAGAGGGGGACUAUUAUUCCUGCACCGUCGAUGAUGACAACAUUGCCAACUAAAGACAUCAAUGCAGUGCCACACCUGCAUGACAAGCAAAUGGUCCCUUAUGAGUUUCAUGAGCCAAAGGAGUUUCAAGUGGUGCCGGUUCACCAAACCCAGGAAUUCCCACAGGCUUACUACGUUACUAUUUUGAACGGCAGAAUAGAUUACUCGGCUCCAGACUUCUUGGCUUUCAAACAACAUUACCAGUUAUACUGGAGGCACAUCUUUUCCUUCUUGGAAUACCUCGAGAUGAAACUAAGAAAAUACAGUGUGCCAGUUGCCGUAGUGGAAGGCCAAAGGCUGGCCAAGAUUUCGGUUGUUUUUGAUAUUGAUUCCCAGCCCACAUGGGAGAUGCUGCUUCCUGCUCUGAAAAAUAAAGACUUGGUAGAAGAGAUUGUCAAGCGUCCGGGCCAGCAGUACAAGGGGCCAGAUGGCAUGGAAAUAGCAGCCACAAAAAUCCAAGCUAUCUGGAGGCAGUACCGAGCCAGGACCAAGUACCUCGUGUCUCUUCGCCAGAAGUGGGCAGCAGGUGUUAUUGCCAUUUCCUGGCUCAUGCAAGCUCAAAAGGCACGGGUGAAGAAGACCCUAAAGCAGUCACGUCAGAGACACCUGGAGAAUUUUCGCAGCAGGGCCAAGCAUCUGGCAGCCAACUGGAAUCACAUCAAGGCCUCCAGGAGAACUAUUAUCCACAUCCCAUCAUUAGGCUAUGCUCAGUGGCUGAGAUCCACCGUGCCUGAUAUAGAUACUCAGCAGAACCUACAGAUGGGAAGGUUAUGUGACAUCAGGGAUGACAAUAUAGAUGUUAUCUAUAUCUGUCCCCUGUGGAUUGGUGAGGAAGUGACCCAGUACUACAUGAACCUGCUUGGGCUGCAAGAAGCUGUCAGAUUAGGGAAACCCGAGGUGAUGGUGGACAUGACAGAUCGUCUCAAAGUCAUCACACCUGAGGCAACAAGACAUUUUCCUACCCACCACUUGUGCCUGGCCACUCAUCUGAAAUACAGUCCCCAGGCAAUACAGCGAAUAAAAAAUCUUAUUGAAGGCAAGGCUGCAUACAUUGUUGGUGGAUUGCUUCACCAGGAUGACUUGGCUGUUGCAGAUAUGCUUAAUGUACCUAUCCUGGGCCCAGAACCGGAAGUAGCACAUCUGUACAGCACCAAGUCCGGGAGUAAAAGAAUUUUUGCAAGUGUGUCUGUGCCCGUGCCACCAGGAGAGUACGAUAUAUACAAUCUUCAGCAGAUGCAUGAAGUUCUUAUUCAGCUUAUUCUUGAAAACCUGGAAAUUAAACGUUGGCUCUUCAAAAUGGACACUGAAUUUGGCGGGAGAGGUACUGCAUACUUUGAUGUCUCACACCUGCCAUGUUAUCAUCAGACCCUAAAAGAAUUUAGGAAAGUCGGUCUUUCUGUUUGGCUGAAGAGGAGAUGGAUUCAGGAACCCUCUGAGAUCAAGAUGGCUAAGGAAUUGCCUGGAGUUUUGGCAGAGCAUGCUCGACCUGUUAAUCAGGAAAUAUUCCCCACAUGGGAAAAAUUCCUAAAAAUGUUCCUCUGUCAAGGUGGCGUUGUGGAGGCCUAUCCGCCGUCCAACAGUGUGACUAACCUCACCGUGGACAUGCUCAUAGAGCCGACAGGGGAAAUAUCGAUGGUUUCUUGCGGAGACCAGAUCCAUUCCAGAAGCCCUCUUGAAUGCUGGGGCACCACAGUACCACAGUGCUCCGUGGAUCCAGGCAACCUGCACUCGAUGUGUGUCAAGAUCGCUGAGGCCUGUAAAUGCCGAGGUGUGCUGGGUUUCUUCUCAAUUGACCUGGUGACCUUCAUACAUCCAUAUACAAUGGAGCAGCAGGUCUGGGCUACAGACUUAGACCUGGCCUACAGUGAUCAACUCGCCAUGACACAACUGAUGCUGUUCAUUUCAAAUGGGAAGCUGACCUGUGCAAGCAACUCCUUUGAAGUGCCUCCGAGGCCCAAGGAGAAAAAAGGGAGACUUCACAGGCAAGAAGUGGCAAAGGAGGUGGAAAUGCAAACUCAACUUCCUUUUAUGAAACGUUACGGAGUGUUAAGCACACAGUUGAAACAUGCCAAUUUAUCCAUGGUCCACUACAGUGUACUCUUCAAGAUUUUUAAAGCUCACGGGAUUGGUUUUGAUAUUAAGGAGAAGCAAGGAACAGUUUUUAUACUUCAUGAAGGGAACAAGAGGGAUCGCCUAGGAAUGGUAACAAUUGGCGAAGAUCUCCAGGGGGCUCUACUGACCUUUGCUCGUAAUCUCUCUGUCAUUCAUCAGGAAAUAACAGCACCUAAUGUGCAUUGGGAGAACAAUUUUCAGGCGGCAAUUAAAGAUAUUGAAGUAAUUCUUGGAGUUACCAUAGUGAACAAGUCCAAAGAAGAUCGUUCAGCCCCUCCAUUAGAAGCUAUGACAUGAAGAACCUAAUACAGAGGAACUAUAGAUAUUUGACUCUGAAUUACUUCAGUUCUAUCUCACUGGAAACCUACUCUACUGUAAGCAAUCCAAAAUGAAGUCUAAAUGCGUUUCACUGGUCCAGCUUUGUAUCCAUGGAAGCAAAGGAAAUAUUCAACAGAAUCUGCUUUUCAAUGUGGAUAUUAGUAGAAAUAUUUAAAACAUACUCAAAAAUGGCAACUAAAAUGAUAAAGUUGAGGUAAACAAUAAUUUGGUUUCUGCUGUAAAUAAGAAAUAAUGUACUUUUUAUGUUUUCUCAUCCUCCCCAAAUCCCAAAGUGAGUAAUCUAUUUCCAGCUCGCCCUUUGAGGAUAUGCAGAAAACCAGUCUAAAAUAAAUGAAUAACUGAUACAUUAAUAAAUGGGUCAAUUCUUAGAGCAUCCUAACACCAAGUUACAGGUAGUUGCUAUGUUACUGGGUUUCUUUAGAACGAUAAAAGAACUGAGGAAACAAUUCACAUUGUAAAUCUUCCUCUGCAGUCACGAGCAAUCCAGUGUGGCCCACAAUCAAUUGUGCCAUCAAAUUUAUUCAAUACAUGGACUAGUCCACACUCAAUAUUUAUACAAGUGCACACUCACUAAAGAUUAUGUCCAGCAAGUAAUUAAUGUUUCACUUUAUCCUUAUACAAGCUCUUGAGAUUAAUAUUAGGGCUUUAGUACCGCACUUGAUGUAAUUGGUAGCGUAAGUUAAGCAACUAGCAGAAAGAGGCUAUAUGGUAUAAACCACGCCAUUUCUACAGAGACCUACCACAUCUGGUUUCCUCUUUAAAUUCACCUGAUCACUCAAAGAUGCACCGGUCUGUCAUUACAUACCUACUAUUGAACUCUACUGUUUUGUAUAGAUACUGUAAUACCGUUUAUUGCCUCAGCAGCAGAGGAGUCAUUGUUCCCUGCCAAUUAUUUGGUCUCGGUAUAUGAAUCUCCACCCCUUUCCUGCAAGGGUUAAUUAACCUCACCUCUACUGAUCUCAUUGAGAAUCUGACUUAAGUAAACUCAUAUAGAUAAUUAACAUAUCUUGAGAGAAGGUACAAUACUCGCUUCACCAAAUACAAGGUGAUCACUUGGCCUGAAUAUACUCCAUCCAUCUUAUUAACAUAUUUCACAUUAUAUGUCUUUCACAAAAUAUUAAUUAUUCACCUGAUUACAAUAUUCCACUAUCACAACCUUUCCCAAGCCUUAGAAUUAGUCAGCCAAUUACCAUAUUGCACAAUAACUCCCUUCUUCUGAAUUACAGUAUUAUUCAUGUAAUUAUAACAAGGAAGAAACACAGAUGGUCCUAUUUGGACUGUUGAGUGGCAUUUUCAAUGCUUCGGUUUACAUGGCUCCUGUGUUAUUGUUGAAGGUGGAAACCAACCAUCAACUGCCCCCUCCCUCAUCUUACCAAGACCACCAAUCUUUCAUAUCAAAAUGACCAUGGCAACCAGAAUAUUAAUGCUUGUAUCUUAUAUAGAAUGUAUUCCCAAUUCCUUCAUUCUUUUCCCAUUCAUUCUUUCUAGCAGGCUAAACUUCUAGUUUUUUCUCUUUGCUGCAGUAGUUAUCAGACUCACACCUUAGAUCAGAAAAUCUCAUCUGGAAAAUUCACGGAGCCUCUUUCUCACUCCCUGACGGCCACCAGAAGAAGUAGAUCAUUUUGUGGGGACUAUAAGCAAUAUUAACAUUUCAUUUUAUGUCUCCUUUUCUCGCCACUAAAAAUUAGUUGAGUUGAGUUGCAUUAAACAAAAUGCAUGCAUUUAAAAAAUCAAGGUUCUUUACUCUUUUCAAACCAGUUUCCUAGCAGUAUUACUAGAUGACACUAUUAACUAUUCAUGUUAAUGAAUGCAGACACAUCUAAACUCACAACAAUGGCAACAACUAGUUCCAGUUAACAGGUUCCCAAUAUUGAGAAAUUAUGCAAUGUUUAACUGGCAAAAGAACUGCAGUUUGCAUUGACAGGCAGACUCAGUUUGGCAAUGGACUGAAGUUCUGGCACGUCCAAUGAAAGUACAGGCACCAAACAUUAGUUAUUGCCAAGUUAUCGUAUAACUAAUGCAAAAAGUGUUUUACACUAUGUUUAACAAUGGUCAGUUAUGCUGUACUAUUUAAUGUCAGAGAAAAGCACAGUGCAAAUAUUUUUUGUCCAGCUUCCACAUGCUAGAUAAGGGAUGCCUCACAUAGCUGCAUCUGACAAGCAGUUUCAAAGCUCCGACAUCUAAAUCAGCGCUGACUGACAGAUGGUAGCAAGCUUGCUGAGCUCGUUAUAAUGUUCAGGAUUAUGCAGCAAUUCAGAUGAACAGAGUUCCCCUUUAACAACAAAUUACCCAGUGGUUCCCUCAACAAAUGAACCCUUUUCCCUGAACGAACCAUUCUAAUUACCUGAACUUUAUUGUACAUUCCUUCAUGGCAAUUCUGACUUGAGCUCCUAAGACUUUCAAUUAGUAGCCAUGGUCUUGAGCAUAGAUAACCACUCUGCA